Microtus ochrogaster (prairie vole) is the source of this 3000-nucleotide messenger RNA. RefSeq names its product RNA binding fox-1 homolog 3 (gene Rbfox3). The record is from RefSeq and is a predicted model, not a curated record. Gene Ontology annotation, cellular component: cytoplasm; nucleus. Gene Ontology annotation, biological process: nervous system development; regulation of alternative mRNA splicing, via spliceosome. Lineage: Eukaryota; Metazoa; Chordata; Mammalia; Rodentia; Cricetidae. Gene Ontology annotation, molecular function: mRNA binding.
AGAGAGAGAGAGAGAGAGAGAGAGAGAGAGAGAGAGAGAGAGUGUGUCGGCGAGGCAAGCGGAGCGGGGACACGGAGCAGGAGCCGUUCCUCUAGAGCCAGCGGAAACCUCCUCGGACAGCAGCCGGGCACCAGCCCCAGCAGCUCUUGUGGACGCCGGAGACGCCGCCGCCACCACCACCGUUCCAAGCCGGCCUCUCGCGUCCCUUGCCGCCGGCUUGCCGGGGCAGCGGGGAUGCAGCUGGGGCAUGGCCGCCGGGGCCCCGUCACCUGCCGCGGGGAGCGCUGAACCCGUUGAAAAGCUACCUGGGAGAACCUAACCAUCUCUUGUGACCCCGCUCUGUCUGGGUACUCCCCACCCCGAGGAAGCUUCUUUGGGUCCUUGGUGUCCCCACCGCCCUGUGACAGUAAAGGGGACAGCACUCCAACAGCGCGAAGUCAGAAGGACCAAGGGGAACCGGCCAGCCUUCCCCGGAGCUGGCCCACAGGCCUCUUCGGCGGGAACCUGUCCUAGGAGUGGCCCGUUCUGCAAACAGGGCAAUCAGGACGCCACGGCUCCGCCUGAAGCAAUGGCCCAGCCCUACCCCCCUGCCCAGUACCCCCCUCCGCCUCAGAAUGGAAUCCCAGCUGAAUACGCCCCGCCCCCACCACACCCCACACAGGACUACUCCGGCCAGACCCCAGUCCCCCCAGAGCACGGUAUAACCCUCUACACAGCAGCACAGACGCACCCUGAGCAGCCAGGCACCGAGGCCAGCACACAGCCCAUUGCUGGGACCCAGACAGUGCCGCAGGCAGAUGAGGCAGCCCAGACGGACAGCCAGCAGCUCCACCCUUCUGACCCCACGGAGAAGCAGCAGCCCAAACGACUACAUGUCUCCAACAUCCCCUUCCGGUUCAGGGACCCUGACCUGCGGCAAAUGUUCGGGCAAUUCGGGAAAAUUUUAGACGUGGAGAUCAUUUUUAACGAGCGGGGCUCCAAGGGUUUUGGGUUUGUAACUUUUGAAACUAGCUCAGAUGCUGACCGAGCCCGGGAGAAGCUGAAUGGGACGAUCGUAGAGGGACGGAAAAUUGAGGUUAAUAACGCCACAGCCCGGGUCAUGACCAAUAAGAAGCCUGGGAACCCAUAUGCCAAUGGCUGGAAGCUAAACCCCGUAGUAGGGGCAGUGUAUGGGCCUGAAUUCUAUGCAGUGACCAGUUUCCCCUACCCCACCACGGGCACCGCCGUCGCCUACCGGGGUGCACACCUGCGGGGCCGGGGCCGUGCUGUGUAUAAUACAUUUCGAGCUGCACCACCUCCGCCCCCCAUUCCGACUUAUGGAGCGGCACUGGAGCAAACGCUUGUUAAAAUGCCAGUCCCGUGGGCGGGGCUGGCACCGUGCCCCCUCCCUCCUCAGCAGACACCGGAGCCGGCCUACCCCGCCUCUCCAGCGUUCCCACCACUCUCUUGUCCGUUUGCUUCCAGGGUCGUGUAUCAGGAUGGAUUUUAUGGUGCUGAGAUUUAUGGAGGCUAUGCAGCUUACAGAUAUGCUCAGCCCGCAGCCGCAGCCGCCGCAGCCUACAGCGACAGUUAUGGCAGAGUCUAUGCAGCUACCGAUCCCUACCAUCACACCAUCGGCCCCACAGCAACCUACAGCAUCGGAACCAUGGCUAGCCUCUGCCGAGGAGGGUACAGCCGCUUCACCCCCUACUAGCAAGAGACCCCCCUCACAGCAUUCAUGCCACUGCUUAUUCCAAACCAAACCCUCCACUCCCAACACCAGACACAGCCACCAGGAGGACAGUGCGCCCCUCCCGGUCAGCGACACGCGCCGCUGACCCCUCUGCGAUUUUAAAGUCCGUAGAUUUUUACCUCCAGCCAGCUGGUCUCCCCACCCCACCCAUGACGGUGUGUGUGUCUCUGACCCUGGUUUUCCUGUAUGUCUGAACCUUGGUUUCCUAUCUUGACGUUGUUGGUGUUGUACAGCCACUUCAGGUACAGUAUGCAUACAGCGGGAGCCAGGCCGGGGGGACGGCAGGUCGCCCUACCAGGACCGUGCCUGUGUCACAGGGCAACGCGGGCUCUCGGAGCUCCAGACAACCUCCCUCUGAGUCACCUCGGUCAACCCCUGCAGGCCUGGCCACCCCCAUGCUUGGUGACUGAUAGAGGCCUCGUCAGUGGGUUUCCCAGUGGGAGGGGCCUCCAUCCACCUUUCACAGGGAAUGUCAGGAGUAGCUGCCCCAUCUGGACUUCCUCUCAGCUGAAGUUAAUGUUUCUAUUAAAGUUUACUGAUUAUCCUCCUGUCCAGGGAGUCACGAGCACACUGUUCCGUGUGUGUACAGCUGUGAUCACCCCAGCUCUGGGUUUCCUUACAGAAAUGUCCCUGCCCCAGGGUCACCCUGCAUUGGUGGCCCUGGAGACCGUCCCUGAGCCUCACCACCUCCUCAGGCACCUGAAGCUGAUGCCUCCAGGUGUUUGUCCUCGACCUACAGAGCCCCUCCCCCAACCAUUGCAUGACUCGACAUACUCAUUGUCGAGGUCCAUCCCAGGAGAGGAAAAGGGCUCCAGUUAUCAGGCCAGGGACAUGUGUCCGUUUCCUUCCUCACCCAAGCCUCCGUUAGCAUGUCUGUGCCUCUGUGGCCCUGGGGACCCACCUAGCUCUACUGUCCAGAGUCCAGGAGAGUAUGCCAGUUGGCACCUGAGGUCAGGCCGAGAGCUCUGGAGAACUAGCCGGUGCUGCCCCUUCCACUCCGGGGGUUCAGAACCACAAGGCAACCAAAGUUGUUAGCCCCGUUGUAGACAGAGCCCUGCUCCCUCUCCUUCCACGAUCUCUACCAUAUCCUACCUGGUCCGCUCAUCCCUACAAGAUGGUCUGCUUUACGUCUAGCCUGUGGUGGGGCUCCAGAAGCUGUGGGGGAAAGGUUUAGGGGCACUGUGGCUUCAGGUCGGACCCAAGCCCGCAGGCACAGUGGCCCCAUGUGCUGCGGCUACCCCUCAGAAACUGCAGCCCUUCCCUUUCUG